Messenger RNA from Amphibalanus amphitrite, 3501 nucleotides. RefSeq names its product ATP-binding cassette sub-family G member 8-like. Bases 209 to 2872 code for a protein of 887 amino acids. NCBI's taxonomy places the organism in Eukaryota, Metazoa, Arthropoda, Thecostraca, Balanomorpha, Balanidae. Gene Ontology annotation, molecular function: ABC-type transporter activity; ATP binding; ATP hydrolysis activity. Gene Ontology annotation, cellular component: plasma membrane. The transcript has 9 exons. The record is from RefSeq and is a predicted model, not a curated record.
GGGUCGUGUGCAGCAAACAGGGCGGCUGCGGGGCGGCGGUGGACGGACGGCGGCGGUAGAGGGUGGAUGGUGAGACGCGGCGGAGGUGCACGGUGUGCGGGUGGUGCCGCUACAGUGGAUAACGCGGAGGCUGUGAGAGUGCCAGUGUGUCUGUGUGCGUGACAGGAACCUAACCGGACCGGCGAGAGGCACAACCCGCGAAUGGAACAUGAGGGGCCGUCGGUCUGACUCGACAGAAGCCUGGGAGCUCGGCGCAAUGCGUCGCAAGUACUCCUCGGGUCCGGCCAGCCAGGCGGGCUCGGCACACCACCUGGCGCCGGGCCGACCGACCUCGGACGAGCUGCACGCCUGGUCCAUCUACCGGCAGAACCUGAACUCGGAGUUCACCGACUCGGCACUGGGCAGCAGCGACAAGUCGCCACUGCCGUACGGCAACUUCCAGCUGCGCGAGACCACCGUACACUCGAUCCUGCAGCACCCCAAGUACGGCCCCAAGUCGGAGCUGGGCGCCAACAUGUACACCUACCUCAAGUACGGGCUGCCGCGCGUGUUUCCGCCGUCCCGGCCCGAUGGCAGCUCGGGGUACGACUCGAGCGAUGACGGCGCCGGCGGCGGCGGCCGCUCCGAGCGCUACCGGCGCGCCAAGUCCAACCCAGACCUGCGCGGCGUGGGCGCGCCGCCGACACGCUCCUUUGGUGACUCGGUGUUCCGGGGUCGGCGGCCGCGCUCCAGCAGCGAGGCCAACCUGCUGGCCGCGGACGGCGGCGGGUACGGGCGCGCGGUGCGCUCCCCGGAGACGGCCCGCUCAGAGCUGGCCGCCCAGAGCGCGUACACGGCCCAGCUGGAGCGGCGCCGGCCGGCCAGCCAGCGCAGCCGCGCCGGCUCGCACGCCUCGCUCGGCUCGCGGCUGUCGCGCGGCGCGGCGCUCGGCACGGCCGGAUUCUCGCGCCGCGGAGACGCCGCCACCUACGGCAAGGAGCCGCCGAUGCUGAACGACAAGCUGUUCCCCAAGGACCAGGCGGCCGACACCAAGCACCCGCACCUGCAGGUGCGCGACCUGACCUGCGAGCGAUCCGAGCGCGGCGGCUGGCGGCGGCUCGUCGACGGCGUGACGUUCGAGGCGCGCGGAGGCGACCUGGUCGGCAUCAUGACCACGGCCGAGCGGGAGGGGACGGCGCUGCUGGACGCGCUGGCCGACUGCGGCACCCGGUGGUCCCUGCGUGUCACCGGAGACCUGCUGGUCAACGGCUGCCAGGUGGACCCGGGCCGGCUAGCGCGACGCGUCGCCUACGUCCAGGAAAACUGCGACUUCAGCCCAAACAUGUCCGUCCGACAGACCAUGCUGUUUCACGCCUUCCUGCAGGAGCCGGGCGAUGUAGGGCGCGGCUUCAACGUCAAACAAAAGAUAAACGCUUUGAUCGAGGAUCUCGGUCUGGGUCAGGUGAAGCACACCUCGGUCCGCGACCUCACAGUCUCAGAGCGGCGCCGACUCAACGUCGCCUGUCAUCUCAGUCUGGACACAGACCUUGUCCUCCUCGACCAGCCCACGCGCGAGAUGGAUAUCUUCGACACCUUCUUCCUGGUCGAGUACCUGCGCCAGUGGGCCGCCCGCGGCCGGAUCGUGAUGCUGACCCUGCAGCCGCCCACCUACGAGAUCUUCACCAUGCUGUCCAAGGUGAUGCUCAUCUCCGACCGGAAGGUUAUCUACAGCGGCAAGCGGCGCGAGAUGCUACCCUACUUCGCCUUCAUCGACUACCCGUGCCCGGCCUACAAGAACCCGUCCGACUACUACCUUGACCUGGUGACCCUGGAUGACCUGUCGCCGGAGGCCACCCUGGAGUCGUCCCAGCGAGUGACGGAGCUGGCGCAGACCUUCCAGCGGCGCCAGGAGCCGCUGGCCGACCCCGGGCCGCCCGGCCUGCUGCCGCCAAAGAUCCGGAGAGCAAACUGCUGCAUUCAGAUACUGGCACUCUGGAUUCGAGCCAUGGUGUACACAUUUCCGUAUAAUCUCAUCCGAUGGGCGUCAUCGAUGACGCUCGCCUGCCUCAUGUCCGUCAUCGUGGGCACCGUCUUCUAUGACAUCAGGGGCGACAACAAGGACCAGGAGAACGUGCCGGACCGUCUGGGCUUCCACUACACGGUGAUGGCGCUGGCGCUGUGGCCGCUGCUGCUGCUCAGUGUCAGCGAGGUCUGGAAGGAGAAGGACGCCGUCAGCAGGGACGUGGCCGACCGGCUCUACUCGCGGCUCAGCCUCGUAGUCAGCAAGUUGUUCUACAGCUUUCCCGGCUCGGUGCUGCAGUGUCUGCUGCUUAUCGUGCCCGCCUACAAAAUGGCCGGCACACACCCAGAGGAGAGCGACAUGACAUUCUACCUCUACAUGGGGUACAUGCUGGCGUACCUGCUGAGCCUGCGGCUGCUGGCGGUGGCGGCCGCCUACCUGACCUCGUCCCGGCACCUGUCGGCCGGCUGGCUGGCCGCCGCGCUGGUGCCGCUGCUGCUGGUGGCCGGCUGGUCGGCCCACCCGCAGGACCUCUCGCCGUGGACGCGCUGGCUGCGCUGGGUGUCCGUGCCCGGCUGGGUGUUCGGCCGGCUCGUCUGGGACGAGCUGGACGGCGUGCGCGGCCUGCGCUGCGACCGCAACCCCAUCCUGCCGCAGAGCAACACCAUCAUCGUGCAGGUGGACUGCGGCGUGCAGACGGGCGCGCAGGCGCUGCGCUUCCUGGGCGUGGCGCCGGCCGAGCGGCUGCCACUGGCGCCGCUGCUGGCCGCCGCCGGCACGGCGCUGGUCGCCGCCCUGCUGGCCACCGCCGCCGCCCUCUGCUGCCGGCAGAGGCAGCGCAAGUCACGCGGAAAGAACAUCAAACACUCGUAGGGAGGGAGGGGCGAGCGGGACGCCAAAUGAACUGUGUGGUGGGGAACCAGGCCAAUGUUAGACAUCGAAUGUGUUCGGGGCGCACAGAUAGGCCCCGUUUUUACCGCAUUUAUAACGGAGCAGCCAAAGUUCGGGCCGGUGUGAGUAGUGUUGUAUUGACGCCUCGGUUGGGUUCCACCAGAUGUGGGGCGAUUUCUUAUGUUUGACGAGGGCGGAUGACUGAUCGCUCUGGGAGCAACAUGGUGUUUUCUAUAGCCUCGAGCGACCAGUGUAUGUAGGCGUAGAGAUCUUGUCAACUUUUUAUCAAGUGAAAAGACAGGUCAAUUGUUCCCUAAAUUAUUCGAAUUAUAACUGACAACUGAUGUAGUUUACCGACUUAUUUAGCUUGAUAAGGUGCGAUGAAAAUGCCAACCAAAUGUCUAUGUGGGAGUGCUGUAUGAAUGUCCUUUCUGACUGCCGAAUAUUGCGCGUGUAUGCGGAAACAUCUCGACAUUGCGAGUGUUUAUAUACGUGGAAGUGUGUUGUUUCCCUGCGUAUAAUGCUCGGUCUCAGCCGAACAGCCCAGUUCGCAGUGAAUCAUAGUGUGUAUUCGCCUCAACAGGCCGGGCCAGAAUAUACCACCAUGCCAA